Molecule: messenger RNA, 630 nt
Organism: Adineta steineri
Lineage: Eukaryota; Metazoa; Rotifera; Eurotatoria; Adinetida; Adinetidae
Source: the annotation of a GenBank genome assembly
AUGAUGGAAAUAUUAACCAAGUUAAUUAUUAUUUUUGCGAUUACUAUAAUUUAUGUUCAAGGAGAAAUCUUUUUCGAAAAAAUAUGGGAUGAUUCUGGAAAAAUGGCUGAAAUCUAUGGAAACUACACUCAGAAAUCUCCAAAAAACACAAUUGUUGAUAUUUAUCGAACACAAUGCGAUAUACUAACUUACUGUUGCAGUGAUUUAUUCAGUCAGAUAUUCGACAUUCUUAGCAAUGAUACACUUGAAGAAAAAUGUAUUAAUCAUCCAGAAUUAAGCUCAGAUAGAGAUAAAAAAUUCUGCUCACAGGCGAUAACGAUACUAAAUCAGAUUAAAAAAAGUUCGGAAUAUGGUCGAUUCUUGAAGAUUCAUAGUGAAGUUCCAGGAAGUGAUCAACUUAUCAGAAACUGGCGAUCACAAAUGAAGAAAUCAUGUGAUGCAGAUGCACUUACAAUUUAUUAUUAUGCACCAGAUUAUAUGAAGUAUUUUCGAGAAUGUCAAGCACAUGUGUUACUUUCAAUAGCUAAACAAAAUGGUGGAAAGAAUUAUGAUGCUUUUGUUCGCAACUGGAUCAAUAAUUUCACUACACUUAACAAAAGAAUUGUCAAAGAAUUUCCUCCAUCAAAUUAA